This is a messenger RNA of Lactuca sativa (garden lettuce), 1756 nucleotides long. Its product is annotated as Dof-type zinc finger DNA-binding family protein. Lineage: Eukaryota; Viridiplantae; Streptophyta; Magnoliopsida; Asterales; Asteraceae. Gene Ontology annotation, molecular function: DNA binding; DNA-binding transcription factor activity. The record is from RefSeq and is a predicted model, not a curated record. Gene Ontology annotation, biological process: regulation of DNA-templated transcription.
AUGCAAAGCUCCUCUCUCUCUCACACACACACUUAAGACCUACAUACAUAUACGCAUUAAAGCACUUAGAACGUCCACACAAACCUCUCAAACAUUCCUUUUUAUGCUUUUUGAACAACAGUGGAAAGUAAAGGCUCAUCUCUCUCUUUCUCUUUUUCUUUCUCUCUCAAUUUGCUUCCUUCAGCCAUGGAUACGGCUCACUGGCCACAGGAGAUCGCGAUGAAGCCUAUGGAAGAAAUGGUAGUACAAAACGCCACGAACUCAUGUUCAAAACCAUCUUCGAAUUCUUCAUCUUUAGAAAGAAGGGCAAGGCCACAAAAAGAAGCAGCUAUAAACUGUCCAAGAUGCAAUUCUACAAACACCAAGUUCUGUUACUACAACAAUUACAGCCUCUCGCAGCCUAGAUACUUUUGCAAGACUUGUAGAAGAUACUGGACAGAAGGUGGGUCUCUUAGAAACGUUCCUGUUGGUGGUGGCUCAAGAAAGAACAAGAGAUCAUCGUCUUCUAUAUCAUCUCAUUCUUCAAUGUCAAAGAAGCUGCCUGAUCUAGUUGUACCUCCUGCAGCAAACCCAGUACUUUCUCAAAACCCUAGGAUGCAUCAUGAGCAUGGGCAAGAUCUAAAUCUUGGUUUCCCAUCAACCAAUGAUUUCAAGACUAUUUCUGAGCUUAUUCAAGUACCCAAUUUUGAUGGGACCAAGAACACCACUUCCGCUUCAGGCACCACAACUUCUUCAGCUCAUCUUUCGGCUCUGGAACUCUUGACUGGAAUGACAACAAGGGGUAUGAUGAAUUCCUUUAUGCCAAUUCCAGUUCCUGAUCCCAAUUCGGUUUACUCGUCGUCAGGACAGCUGAUGAUUCCCAUGCCAGAAUUCAAGAUUCCAUCGCUUAGUUUUUCAUUGGAUGGAAUGGGAGGCAAUGGUGGGGGUGGUACGUAUGGAAGUAGCCUCCAUGAUAGUUCAAGUGGGAGGCUUUUGUUCCCAUUUGAAGAUCUGAAAACAAGCUCAGCAACAACAACUACUCAUGAUGGGCAUCAUAGUGUUGAACAAAAUAGAGAUCAGAAUGGUGAUACCAAUGGCUUUUGGACUGGAAUGUUAGGAGGAGGCUCAUGGUAAAAAAAAAUUACAUAUAUUUAUAUCUAUAUAGUGUUCAAACAACAAUCUUUGGGGAUUUAAUUUCUUUCUUUCUUUCUGUCUACCGUUUCAAAUGAUUAUUUUUCUGGUCUCCGAAUGGUCGGUGGUAUUUGUUUGGAUUUCUUGAGAAACUAACUUGAUAGGAUCAUACAAUUAAUAGUGGGUCUCUCCUCUUUCUUUAUAAACAUAUUCAUGUUUAGUGAUAUCUAUAUUUAGCAAUCAUAUCAUGAUCUUCAAUCAAGAUCGAGGGUCCUGAAACAUUACGUACUGGUACGCAUAAUGAUCAGAAGGAUUUGAAGUGAAUAGAAGAUGAUAAAGAAAAGAAAUCAAAGCCCAGUUUUUUUUGGGCUAGAGAUACAAGAAAAAGCUGUACUUGUAAUGGCAGGAGACUACGAACGAGAGAAACCAACUGUUCUGUAUCAUUGGUUAACUGGGUUUGGGGUACAAACAAUAAUGUAUGAUGUACAAUUUGUAUUAAUUUGGUUGAAUUUCUUGAUGCAAAUUUGUAUGAUUGUUUCUGUUUCUAGCUUCACUCAUCUGGUAGUGUAUAUUGUACUUUCUUGCACAAAAAGUUGAGGACUUUUUCAGUCUAUUAUUCAAGACAAUAAAGUAAACUUAGCAUGCA